Molecule: messenger RNA, 2366 nt
Organism: Zingiber officinale
Lineage: Eukaryota; Viridiplantae; Streptophyta; Magnoliopsida; Zingiberales; Zingiberaceae
Exons: 1
Coding region: 105-2225 (706 amino acids)
Source: RefSeq, a predicted model, not a curated record
AAGAUAUGUGAUGCGAAACGACGAAAACGCAGAACGCAGCUCUCAAACCCUCGCCCUCGUCUUCUUCUUCAAUGGCGGAUGCCCGAUCUUAGCCGACCAACCCCAUGCUCCUCCCCCAUCUCCCUCUUGACCUUCCCUCUUCGCCCCACGAUAACUCCCGCCCGCCUCCACCGCCUACGCCCGCGGCGGCGGCGGCGGCGGCGGAAGCAAGGCGGGAUCCUGAAGCCGCCUCAGAAGAAGACGCAACCGUUUCCCCAACCCCCGACGUCGUCAUCCCCGAUCUCCGUGAGGAGCCACCAGCACCACCUCCCCCAUCGCCGGAGCUCCGCCGCGAUUCCUCCUUCAAUCGCAAAAAGCCACCUUCCGCCAAGCAGAAGUUGGCGCUACGCACCGCCUCUUUCCGCCCAGUUCCUUUCUCCCCUGAUGACGCGCUAGCCACCCUCAAUAUCGCGGCCCACGAGACCCUCUUCCGCGCGCUCGGCCUCUGGGACUUUGCUCGUCUCCCAUUGGACCGCGGCAUCCGUUCCGACCUGCUCGUACCCCUCAUCGCCAACUAUGAACCCACAAAACGCCGCAGCUUCGUCGGUGGCCUACGCGUCUCGAUCAGCCAUCCGGACCUCGCGCGCGCUCUGAUGCUCCCCGUCACGAAGGAUAAGUCUGGCUGCCCUGAGCCUCGUGCUGAGGACAACAUCCACGAUUUGUUCUCCAGGGAGGACUCGAUUUCCGCCGUUGUGGACUUCAUGUCGGUCUUCUUGCUUUUCCAAUUCCAGGAUGAUGCAUGCAUAUUGCCCACUGAGGUUGUUACAGCGCACCGGAUGGUGAAGGAAGGGCUGCUGCACAAGGUCGAUUGGGCUGGGUUGUUGUGGAUGUUUGUGGAGAAGGAAUUGCUCGACGUCCCCAACUCAGGGGUUUACCACUAUGCCUCGCAUCUCCAGUGCUUGAUAAAAUACCAACAGCCGAGAUUGUUUUUGGAAUCUGAAUGUAAGAUUGAGCCUACUCCUGAGGUUGAGUGUGAAGUUGAGAACUCCACGGAUGUAGAAAUGGAAGAAGACGAUGAUGCCGAAGAUGCCACUGAGUAUGCUGCUUCAAGGGCUAGAAGCUCAGAUGAUUUUGGUGUUUCCAUUGAAGAGAAGUGUGUGCCUGUGUUAUCUUCAGAACUGGGAGGUGAUUCUGAUAUGGCAGAUAGCUUUGAACGGUUCAAGGAGGGAAAGAAGCAGCAUAUAGAGGUGGAAAACAAUGGAGGUACAGAACAUUGUUUGAAGCUUUGCAAUUCACAUUGGACGAGAAAUAUGGAGUUUGAGAAUCUAUGUAUUGGAGAUGGGGAUGGUUGGAAAGAAGAGGACUUUGGCGAAGAGUUCUCAGGAAAAUAUGAUUUCUUGGAUAGGAUGGGUUCGUUUGAUAGGCUAACAUCAACUGACCUGGUUGUGGAUCAAGAUGGCGUAUUUUUGAUGAUGAGUGAUGGGCAUAAGACCAUGCCUCUAGACCAUGAGAAUGAUAGGGCUUAUUUUUCUGCUGAUAAUGGAAAAAGAAAGAUUUGUGAGAUAGACGACGAAGAAGAAGAUGAGGAGGAUGAAGAAACACAGGCAAGGGAGCAGAGUUAUCAACAAAAAAGGCCGAGGAGCAGCACAGUUUGGGAGAGUCCCCCAUCAGGAUUUGAUUCUAUCAUGGAGCAAACCCAAUUGUAUGCGGGAAAAGCUAUACUGCUUUCUGCAGAAAAAAAGAAAGCAUGCAUCGAUACCCAGUUACAGUUGAAGUAUUUGAAUGAGAUUCUUCAGCAGAAGGAUAGGGUCAUUCAGUCCUUGGAGAAGACAAGGGUGGAGGAGCAACAGAAGUGGCGCAUGGAGGCUUGUCGUUAUGAGCAAGAGAUCUAUUUGUUAGGUAACUUGAUGAUUGGUUGUAGGAGGGCAUUGAAUGAAUCACGUAGAGCUUUUACAGAAUAUAGAAAGAAGUACCCACAGGGCGAAGAGCCUCUCUACAAGGAUGUUAUCGGUUCUGGUGGUUUGGUUCUCAGCACAAAUGAGUUGGAGAGGCGACGUUUGGGGAAACAGAACGAACUUCGUUGUGCCACAAUGAACAUAGUUAAUAGUUUUGAGAAGGAAUGGAUGCUUAAGCUUGAACGUUCUGCCUCAUCACUUCUGACUCUGUGCAGGCGGAUCAUGGAACUUCAAGUAAAGAUCAAACUUUUGAAGGAAAGGUUUGAAAAAUCAGUGACAUCAGAUGCUUAAAUACUCGCAGAGACGAAGCUUCCAAUCAAAUUGCCUCAUUUUAUCCAUUUACGGUUAUUACUAUCUAUAUGGUUUAGUAGUUUUGCAACUUUUUAGACGUUUGAUUAUGCGAUUCUAAGUUAAUCUGACAGAUCAUAUACC